UUGACAUUACGGAGGCCCACUAGGAGGCCCCUCCAUCUCCCCCACCACCCUCUCCUCCUCCCUGCUCCUCCUCCUCCUCCUUCUCUUCCUCCGUUUCCAUCUCCUCUCCCUGCAUCCCUACUCCCCCCUACAAUCAGCCUCAGCAUGGAUCUGAAGGAUCGUAGGCACCGCUCCCUGACCAGGGGUCGCUGCUCUAAAGACUCCCAGUACAACACCGCCUCCUUGGAUGCAGAUGAGUGUCGUGUGCCUACCCAGAAAUCCUACAGCUCCAGUGAAACGCUCAAGGCUUUCGACCACGAGCAGCGGUUGCACUAUGGGGGCUGUGUGACUGACCUGGUUCACCACGAGGCUGAUGAAUACUCCAGACAAGGGGGUAACUUCACCCUGGCCGAGCUGGGAGUAUGUGAGCCAACUCCCCCUCCGCACCCCGCUGCCGUUCCCUACUGUCCCGACCUGGGCCUCCUGCAGCGGGGGUACUCCCUCAGCGCAGGCUCUGAUGCCGACUCAGACCCCGAGGGGCCGCUGUCUCCAGAGCGAGCCAUCCAGCUGUGGGCCGGGCGGGGAAGAGUAAAGUCCCGCCGCAGCUCAGGAGUGUCCAGCCACGAGAACUCAGCCCUCACCCUCACCGACUCGGAGAAUGACAACAAGUCUGACGACGAGUCAGCUUACCUAGAUGAUGAGGAAGAUGAGGAUCCAUUUGGAGACUAUGUAAUCAGUAAGUCACGUCUGACUGUGGCCUCUCUUAGAUUACACAGCCCACCAUAG
Molecule: messenger RNA, 765 nt
Organism: Morone saxatilis (striped sea-bass)
Lineage: Eukaryota; Metazoa; Chordata; Actinopteri; Moronidae
Product: teneurin-2-like
Exons: 3
Coding region: 145-765 (206 amino acids)
Biological process (GO): signal transduction
Cellular component (GO): membrane
Source: RefSeq, a predicted model, not a curated record